AUCGCAAGGACUGGAGGGACUGUGUAGUAACCUGAAUGUUACGUCUAUGCAGCACUCUUCAGGUUGGAGUAGCCUGACAUCGGAACCACUUGCUGUGGAUUGAAACACAGAAAUCUUGCUUGGAUGGUGGACUAAAAGGACACAGUUUCUUUGUAUAGACUGGAACAAAAAAGGGAAAUUGGAGGAAUAGGAUUUUUACCCUAGUUUGGCAGCUUUGCUGCCCUUUUAUACACAGAUGAAUGAAGACCCCAUUCGGAAAGGCAGCAGGUCAGAGAGCCAGAGGUGAUGCAGCACAUGCAGGUGUGUCUGCCAGUAUGAUGAAAAAAAGGACUUAUCACAAGAAGCAUCAAAAUAAUGUUGGUCCAAGCAAACCUAUUUCCCAGCCCCAGAGGAAUAUUGUAGGUUGCAGAAUACAGCAUGGUUGGAAAGAAGGUAGUGGACCAAUAACACAAUGGAAAGGAACUGAAUUGAAUCAAGUGCCAGUCAACCCAUCCCUUUAUCUUAUUAAAUAUGAUGGAUUUGAUUGUGUCUAUGGACUAGAACUCCACAAGGACGAGCGAGUGUCUGCUCUUGAAGUUCUUCCAGAUAGAGUUGCUUCAUCUCGAAUUAGUGAUGCUCACUUGGCAGACACAAUGAUUGGUAAAGCUGUUGAACACAUGUUUGAAACAGAAGAUGGUUCUAAGGAUGAGUGUAGAGGAAUGGUCUUAGCAAGAGCUCCCAUAAUGAACACAUGGUUUUAUAUAACCUACGAGAAGGACCCAGUUUUAUAUAUGUAUCAGCUAUUAGAUGACUACGAAGAAGGAGAUCUCCGCAUCAUGCCAGACUCUAAUGAUUCCCCUCCAGCAGAAAGAGAACCAGGAGAAGUUGUGGACAGCCUUGUAGGAAAGCAAGUGGAGUAUGCCAAAGAAGAUGGCUCAAAAAGGACUGGCAUGGUAAUACACCAAGUGGAAGCCAAACCCUCUGUUUAUUGCUUAAAAUUUGAUGACGAUUUCCAUAUUUAUGUCUACGAUUUGGUGAAGACAUCAUAG
Molecule: messenger RNA, 1028 nt
Organism: Bombina bombina (fire-bellied toad)
Lineage: Eukaryota; Metazoa; Chordata; Amphibia; Anura; Bombinatoridae
Product: spindlin-Z-like
Exons: 1
Coding region: 240-1028 (262 amino acids)
Biological process (GO): gamete generation
Source: RefSeq, a predicted model, not a curated record